GUCCUUAUGAGAUAAGCUACUAUCUGUGACUUGGUGAGAAACAGUCGGGUUCUUACAUAUAUCAGCACCAACAUGUGUUUACUGUGGUCAAGUCUGGUGUGGUCAGCCCUCAUUGUGCAUGUGAUCCGAGGAUGUCCGAACGGCUGGGAAACGUUUGACGGGUCAUGCUAUUUUGUGUCUGACUUCCGGGAAGAUUGGCCAACAGCAUCGACCGCAUGUGGGCUUUAUCAUGCACAUCUCGCUGAAGUUAUCGACGAAGCAGAGGAAAAUUUUCUCAAACAAGUAAUCUCAAAAUAUCAUGCUGGGCACAGGAGUGAUGACAAUUACUGGUUGGGAGGUUCAGACAUGUUUGUGGAGGGAGAUUGGCGAUGGAUGAACAGUGAUCAACGUAUAAAUUAUACCAACUGGUAUCCGGGUGAGCCGAACAAUUACCAGAACCAUAGCGAAGACUGUGUGGUGGUGUACAUCAACAACCAUCAACAGUACCGAUGGGAUGACCGGAAAUGCACGGAAAAAAAUAACUUUAUUUGUGAGAUUGGAGAUGAUUCGGGAGCAAUUGUGAUUGGCUGAAACCUGAUGCAGUUGAUGAUAUCGGUACUCAUUGCUUAUGUUGAAAUCGUUGUCAUUACGAAAUAAAUAUCAAGGAAUUAUUAUG
This is a messenger RNA of Pecten maximus, 655 nucleotides long. Its product is annotated as perlucin-like protein. Bases 73 to 570 code for a protein of 165 amino acids. NCBI's taxonomy places the organism in Eukaryota, Metazoa, Mollusca, Bivalvia, Pectinida, Pectinidae. Gene Ontology annotation, molecular function: signaling receptor activity. The transcript is spliced from 5 exons. The record is from RefSeq and is a predicted model, not a curated record.